UCGAGCGGAUCGAACGUGAUAGUUCAGGGCUUUCCACGUCGCGACGCUGAGCGUCGUCGCCAUUGAAUUUCGCGAUUGUCGGCGAGGACUGAAUAAUUCUCGUGUGUGAUUUUACAAAGAUCAAGAACUUGGCAGUCUUCUCAAGUUACACGUGCACGAGCGCGCGCGCGUACGUUAUUUACUAUAUCCGCCGCGGCGACGUGAUUGGCUCGCGAUAAUAGCCGAGUAAUUUUGUUCCUAAUUAUCCGAGUGAAUAUACUCAAUUAAUUACCGUCGUCAAGAAUAAUGAGUCGUGUAAACUGUUAAUAUUGUUAAGAUUAAGUUAGAAUCUUUAAUCAUGAGAAGAUGCAGACUUUUGAAACAGCUAAAAACAUAUUGCUUGAGCGACUCAACAUAUUAAACUGAAAAUGAAAAAAGAAGCAGAAGAAUAAAAAUUUGUUACACAUUUACGAAAGAGCCUGAAUUGUAAAACUACAAUUAUUGUGAAUAAAACUUUGACAAAGACUAAUAUUCAAGAACAGUUUGAAAGAGAACUCGAAAGACUUCAUACAGUGCGGAAGAAUGAAUCGAAGAGCGUUCUGCAGAUCGAGGAGAUGAUUUGCUAACGAUGCUGCUUUAAGUUUAACAACUCGAGAAACGAAGAUGUGCUGCUCAGGUGGACCAGGUGGAAUCACAUUGACCAGGUGCGGUGUCAUAUGCGGUCUCGCCGCGCUGACGGCUCUCAGCGUCGCUCUUUUGGGUCCGACCUGGCUCCACACCGAGGAGAAACUCAUACUGCCAAAUCUACCCAGAAAUUACGCUGAUGUAAUCAGCGUGAAGUUCAAACUGGGACUCUUCAGAGUCUGCCCGAGGAUCGUGAAACCAUCGAAUUUUUCAAUCCACAUCCCCACGCCGGCUUGUAGUUACGUGAGGUACGACAGCCUAGAAGACGUGAAGCCGCAGGAGUUGGGUUUUCGCCAAUUAGAAUUCACGCCCAUGGUCGUCUCAAAAAUACGGCUCUCAGCACCGUUUCAAGUGGUCGCCGCGAUUUUAAUCCUCGCUGCGACAGUGUCAGCUUUGAUUGGUCAUUGUUAUUCCGAUCAGAGGACUCUUAUAGCCUGCGGACUCUUUCUCUUAAGCGGACUUUCGUUAGGCGGCGGAUUGAUAUUACUUGCUUCGGCAUUGUCGGACGCAUCAUUGGAAUUACCGGGAAAAUACAGUUUGCAAUCAAUCGCCGGCAUGCAGAUAGACGAUAACGGUCUACCGCAAUAUCAUUACGGCUGGUGCCUUCAACUUUCCGGGUUAGCGCUUAUGCUCGCGGAAGUGGCAGCUGUUUUAACGAUGUCCGGCUACAUGGCGCGAUUCUCUACGGUCGAGGAGAUGGUGAGAGUCAUGGUUCCAGGCGCUGAGAGGAAGCUGAAGGAACAGAGAGGGCUCAGCUCGGAGUACCUCGUGAGGGCGCAUCAGAAAUCGCCGGGACCACAACAGGCUCGACCUUUCGGUCAGCCAACGAAAACGCCUCAAAAAUUGGCCGAAGAAGGAACUUCGUUGCUCUGCAAGUCGGCACCUGAUAUCUGCGCGUCGAAUCCACAGGCCAUCAGUUACGUCGAUAAGACAGACCUAUCUCACGUCUUGCCGGCUUAUCCCGAUAACAAAAACAACGACCCGCGAUACAACUUCGAGAAAUCCGAGGGUAGCGUCAUAGAUUCUCGCCUGAGCGGAUUCACCGAUAAGGAAGGCUUUAUCGAUUCCCGGAUUCUGUCCGAUUCUCGACAGAAUAUAAUCAGUUUCACGGAUAACAAGGAACCCGCCCAGGAGCAACGGUAUGCCGAAUUUUCCACGAGAAGCGCCGACCAGAACGUCGUAGAUUCCCGAUUGAGCGGUUUUGCCGACAACGAGGGUCUUCUGGACUCCAGACUCAGUAGUUACGUCGACAAGAGUGAAUCUUUGCUGGACACACCGUUCGGUUACGACACUAGAUUCGAUACUCUAGCUGGCCAGACCGUUCCGAUUACGCUGAAGAACCAGAACACGUCAGUGUCGGCUAUUCAGUCGCAGUAUAUAUAUCAGAACUUCGGAACAAUACACUCGGGCAUCCUUCGAGUGUCGGAACCGGGUACCAGCUCCAGUUCCAAUUCCAGUCAGCGCAGCAUGACUCUGCAGAAUCCGAAGCGCAAAUCGCAGAUCGCUCAGAACGCCUUCAGCACGAUGGAGUGCGAGAAGAAGAAGCGAGCGUCUGGACUGGCCGGCAAGGCGAGCUUUUACACUGGAAGUGCUGUAUGACCAUCACUUCCACCUCCGACACCGAGGUAAUUCCAAGAAGACGAGACUCCAUUAGGAAUUAGUUACCCGAAUAAGUUGCGAAUUACACGACGGCAAUUCGAAGGAUAUCGAUUAUCGAUUCAAAAUAGAGAAAAAAAAUGAUUUUUUACAAACUGAAUACGUAACUCUAUUGCAAUUAUUAGUUAUAUAAUCGAAAUGUGUAAGAGAAAAAAUACGUUAAUUAUUGACGUCAAAUAUUUCUGAAGUAUAAAUUUUUGAAGUAUAAAAAGGAAUAUAAAAGCAUACUACAAUGUCGUUGAUUAAACUCGAAAUAAUUUAAUUCAAGAUAAAGAAUUGCGAAUUCGUGCAAAAACGCAAAUGUAAUUUUCUGCAAUUUGUCAAUAAUAUUAUGAGUAAUAUAUCAUAUUUGCGAACGGAGAGAUAAUCGCAAAUGCAAUGUAAAUCACUCUUAUUUUAGACAUUGAAAGAGUAAAGUAAUGUUUGUCAUUCGUUGUUAAUACUUAACUUUAACCGAUACGUAAUCGCAUUUCAACUGAAUAAUCAA
Molecule: messenger RNA, 2806 nt
Organism: Linepithema humile (Argentine ant)
Lineage: Eukaryota; Metazoa; Arthropoda; Insecta; Hymenoptera; Formicidae
Biological process (GO): regulation of AMPA receptor activity; positive regulation of synaptic transmission, glutamatergic; neurotransmitter receptor internalization
Cellular component (GO): AMPA glutamate receptor complex; postsynaptic density membrane
Molecular function (GO): channel regulator activity; voltage-gated calcium channel activity
Source: RefSeq, a predicted model, not a curated record